Molecule: messenger RNA, 7027 nt
Organism: Gallus gallus (chicken)
Lineage: Eukaryota; Metazoa; Chordata; Aves; Galliformes; Phasianidae
Gene: SLC6A9
Product: solute carrier family 6 member 9
Exons: 13
Coding region: 3765-5723 (652 amino acids)
Biological process (GO): synaptic transmission, glycinergic; sodium ion transmembrane transport; glycine import across plasma membrane
Cellular component (GO): plasma membrane
Molecular function (GO): glycine:sodium symporter activity
Source: RefSeq, a predicted model, not a curated record
GACAGUGGAUUGAAACGUGCAAGUGUCGGCGCAACGGAGAGACGGGGACCCCGCAGCGGGCAGCUGGCGUUGCGCUCCAGCCUCCAGGGAUGGCCGAGAAGUGCAGUGAGGGGCUGCUGGUGAGUGCUGCGAGGCGGGGACCGGGAGCCCCUGCGACAGACCCAGGGCGAGGGAGUGGGACGCCAGGGCUCCUAUGGGGUUUGGGUGCUCCUUGGAGCGGCUGCUGGAGGUCGAUCGCUUGCUGCUCGUGAGGCUCCGGGUGUGGUGUUCCACUGUGCCUGGAGAUGCUGUCGCCCAGCUCAGGCAUUUUGCUGCUUUAUCAGCUGCGCCAGCUCUCUGCAUGAAGGCGGGAAAGCUGUGCAUGCUCUGAGUCCAGCAAAGAGCACCCGCAGCACAUUGUGCCGGGCACACAGUCCUACAGCGGCAGGGAACAGGACUGUCACCCUGAGCAUCCUCCCUGCUGGUCUCCCUGCAGUUUGCACCAUGAGAUAGGAUGUAGGCAGAACCAGGUCUGGCCAGGCACCGAUCCUCCGUCCUCAGCCCUGUGCACACAGCUCUGGUGUCCGGGUGCAGGUGUGUGCUGUGCAAUGGCUCCAUGCCCAUCACUUCUGUCCCUGCCUGGUCAUGAGGACAGGGAACUGAAGCUCCGCUGCCCCAAGCAUCCUGCAUCUGGCAGGUGAGCGCACGCUGGGCUGGGCUUCUGUCUUUUCCCCGAUUGAUGAGAACUGAGCUGCGGUGCCAGCAUGAUCACAGAGCCCUCCCCUUCCCGGGGGGCUUCCCGAAAUAGCUGCACGCUCCAGCCAGAGGGCCCACAGCCAGCACUUCCCUGGGAAGCCGGGAGCCAGAGGAGCGGCGUGCUCCAGCAGGCACUUCCAGCGCACGUGUGUGUGUGGCUCCACGCUGCUUGUCCGGGUGUGGCCCCUCAGCGGGACCCCAGCUCUCCUCCUGUUGGGCCACAGUUAGGAAUAGGGAGGUGCAGAAGACAUGACCAAGCUCAGUCAGGGCCCUGCUGUUCCUUAUUGAGCUGCAUUGGUGCGCCUGCGCAUAGGUGUCAUUUGCCAUGAGCCCCGUGCAUCUGUGCCACUGCUGCAUCCCUUGCCCUCACUGGAGCAGCCCCAGUGAUGCAGCGGGGUGAGCCUGGCACCAGGAGCACCCAGCUGCUCCUGAUCAAUCUUUGACUCACUGCUGGGAAGUCUUUGCCCAGCUCCUCGGGGCCAGGGCGUGCUGGGGACAGAGGGGUGACCACAGGGCAUGGCACACGCUGUGCUGGCAGCCUUGUCCCGCAGAUGCUUGUGGAGCAAGGGGCAUCCCUAACUGGGUGGAUGCAGAGUGCAGUGGCACUGGGAAGAUAGCAGGGAGCGUAGGAGCAUCCCUGCUGCUGGAGCAUCCCUGCGCUGGACCAGCUGUGAGCGCCCUGGGGUGAGGUGCUACAGGACAGGACCUUGGCUGCGGAGCUUUCUGGGUCAUUGGGGAAGGGAGCUAAUCUCCUUGGCCUGCCUCCAGCACUGUGCAAACAGCCUGGCAAAGCGCUGCCCCGGCCCUGCCCUCUAAUCCCUGCCAGCAGGUGCAGCUCCCGUGACUGGACAGGGUGCCACGGCACAAUCCUGCUGUUGUGCCCAUGCCAUGCGCAGCCUCUGCGGCUGGAGGGUGCGUGAUGGGGCUCAGAGUGCCCACCCUGGGGGGGACAGGGUAACAGAGGUGGCUGAAGCUCUCCGUGUCCCAGCUGCAGGAGUGCAGCGGUGCCUCAGUUUCACCACCUGUGGGUUGGGGUCUGCGCUCAGCCGACGGUCCUGGUACGACGGGAGCGCGAUGCUGUUGGGUGGUGGGUGCCCAACAGGCAAUAGGAUGCAGGGCAGCUCCAGCAGCUGGUUCAGACUCUGUGUGGCCGAACAGGGGGGUGACAGCCUCUUCCCGGCUGUCCUUUAAGGACAUUUUGUUUUGUUCUCGCCGGAGCACUUUGUUUGGGCUCCAGCCGUGCCAGUGGCUCCUGACUCACAGUGCAGCUUUGCUGGCACGGCCAGGCAGCGUUUGGGCUGGGGGUGGGGGCACGCGGCUCAGGUGGGCUCCUGCUAUCUCCCGUCCCACACUUGGGGGGGUACGGUUGGCACCGUGCCCCUUGGGGUUAUGGAGCUGGAGGGGCCCUGCCCAGCCCAGACACCCCCAGCAGUGCAGUGCCGCCAGUCCCAAGCAGGGGGGCCAGCAGCGUGUGGAGCCGCGGAAGUGGCUCUUGGCUGCGGGAGCCCUUCCCGGAAUAACAAGGGGCAGCGGUGGGGGGGCCGGUGGGGGAUUUUUCUGCCUGAGCGCCCCAGGAGAAUCGUGUCCGUGCCAUGAGAAUGGGGCCGGAGGAAGGCAGCUCCAAUGCGGAGUGCUCGGCUAAGGGAUGGUGGCACCUGGUUGGUCCCCAGGCGCUGUCCUUGCCCUGGGUGCCUGGCUUGGGGUCGAGGUGACCAAGAGCUAUGGGUUCAGGGGACCCAGAUGCUCCCGUCAGCUGGUACAGUGCUUGGCACUGCUGGCACAGGGCUGCAGGUACCAUCAGGUGUCUGCUCUUGCCAUGCCGUGCCAUGCCUGUGGCUCAGCAUGGGGACGCGUUGGUGACAACCGACUGCGGGAUGUUGUGUGGGGUGAGGGGGACACUGUGACCAGAGAAGGACAUGUGGUGAUGGCACAAAGGUGGCCUGCACGUGGCAUUGCAGCAGAACCAGGGUUGCUCUUGUGGGCACCUUGCAGGGGGUGCCCAGCUGCAUGUGGAGGGCUUGGCAGAGUCGCCACCAGGGCUGGCACCAAGGGGUGUCCCAUGGUUGGUCCCAUGGUCCCAACCAUGUCCCAGGUUGCAGUGUGGGGAGCCGAGCGCCCGCCCCGCACACGUGUGCCCUUCACGUGUGCGCCCACAGCUGCUGCUGCCCGGACCGCAGAUGGUCUCCUGAAAGAGCCCGCCCGUCCCCCUGCCUUCAGCACACCAUCACGCCUUGCUGCCGCCUUGGCUGUGCUCCCCAGCCAUGGCGCAGGGCUGUGAGCAGCUGGGACACCCCGGGCAUCGCCGUGGGGCUCCCCACGAGACGCGGCACCCUGCUGAGGGUCCCGACCCAGCCUGGGCAGUGUGGGGCUGAGGGUUGAGCAGUGGGGCUGUGGGGUGCCUGGGUGGUAGGGGGGCUCGUGGUACAGCCCCCUUGCCAGGCAGAUGGUCCCCCCGCAGGGCGGUGACCUUGUGACGAUGGCUGCGGAGACCCCAUGAUGUUGGAUGACGUCCGGAUGAGGUGGUGUGGGACCAGGCUGGGGCUGUGCCGCCGGGCAGGCUUGUCCCAGUGCCCCGUCCCCAUGUUGGGCUGUGCCAGGUCCCAGGCGUGCCCACACACAUGGGGUUGGGGUGCGAGGCUGAAUGGCAUCCCUGUGAUGGGAAUGGGGCAGGAACGUCUGUGUGGGACUGGGGGCAUGGGAACAAGCCAGCACAUGAGGGACAGCGAGGGGACAUGGCCGGUGCUGAGGUGUGGGAAGGAGCCAGGGGCUGCGUGGGCAGGAUGAAUCCCGCAGGGAGGGCAGCUCUGCCUGCUGGAGCGUGCCUGCUGCAAACAGCUGGACCCCACUAAUGAGGCCUCAUUAAGCAGGAUGUGAGCUGCACGCUGUGCCUCCCCUUCCUGCCCCCCCUGACUGGCGGGGGCACGGCUCGUGGGCAAAGGGGCCGAGCGGGACGUGAUGCCAAGCGCUGGAGGCAGCAGGCAGGGGGACGCAGGCAAGCAGCUGCUGCUGUGCAGGAGCCAGAGGUGCUGAUGAAGAUGGGGUCGCAUGGAGCCGGCCUGCCUGGCCCCCCAGGUGACAGCCAAGGGCAGGGGGGGACCGCCCGUCCCUGCCAGCAGAACGGCGCCGUGCCCGGGGAGCGCAGUAAGCAGGACAAGAGCGUCAAACGUGGCAACUGGGGCAACCAGAUCGAGUUCGUGCUGACCAGCGUGGGCUACGCCGUGGGGCUGGGCAACGUCUGGCGCUUCCCGUACCUCUGCUACCGCAAUGGGGGAGGUGCCUUCAUGUUCCCCUACUUCAUCAUGCUGGUGUUCUGCGGCAUCCCUCUCUUCUUCAUGGAGCUCUCCUUCGGGCAGUUCGCCAGCCAGGGCUGCCUCGGCGUCUGGAGGGUCAGCCCCAUGUUCAAAGGCGUGGGCUACGGGAUGAUGGUGGUGUCCACAUACAUCGGGAUCUACUACAACGUGGUGAUCUGUAUUGCCUUCUACUACUUCUUUGUGUCCAUGACGCGUGUGCUGCCCUGGACGUACUGCAGCAACGCCUGGAACACGCUCGACUGCGUGGGGGUGUUGGAUGGGAACCUCUCCAGCCACGCUGCUGUCAACCUCACCCGCCUCUUCAAUGCCACCCAGAAGCGCACCAGCCCCAGCAAGGAGUACUGGAGGAGGUAUGUGCUCAACCUCUCAGAUGACAUCGGGAACCUGGGUGAGGUUCGGCUGCCCCUCCUGGGCUGCCUUGGAGUCUCCUGGGUCGUCGUCUUCCUCUGCCUCAUCAAGGGCGUCAAGUCCUCAGGGAAGGUGGUGUACUUCACGGCCACUUUCCCCUACGUGGUGCUCACCAUCCUCUUUGUGCGCGGCAUCACGCUGGAAGGGGCCCUCACCGGCAUCAUGUACUACCUGACCCCACAGUGGGACAAGAUCCUCGAUGCCAAGGUGUGGGGUGAUGCAGCCUCGCAGAUCUUCUACUCGCUGGGCUGUGCCUGGGGUGGGCUCAUCACCAUGGCCUCCUACAACAAGUUCCACAAUAACUGCUACCGGGACAGCAUCAUCAUCAGCAUCACCAACUGCGCCACCAGCGUCUACGCCGGCUUUGUCAUCUUCUCCAUCCUGGGCUUCAUGGCCAACCACCUGGGUGUGGACAUCUCCAAGGUGGCCGACCAUGGCCCCGGCUUGGCCUUCGUUGCCUAUCCUGAGGCCCUCACCCUACUGCCUAUCUCUCCACUCUGGUCCAUCCUCUUCUUCUUCAUGCUCAUCCUCCUGGGGCUGGGCACACAGUUCUGCCUGCUGGAGACGUUGGUCACGGCCAUUGUGGAUGAGGUGGGCAAUGAAUGGAUCAUCCGCAGGAAGACCUUUGUGACACUGGGGGUGGCUGUGGCAGGCUUCCUGCUGGGCAUCCCACUCACCACACAGGCGGGCAUCUACUGGCUGCUGCUGAUGGACAACUAUGCUGCCAGCUUCUCCCUGGUCGUCAUCUCUUGCAUCAUGUGUGUUGCCAUCAUGUACAUCUACGGGCACCGCAACUACUUUAAGGACAUUGAGAUGAUGCUGGGCUUCCCACCGCCACUCUUCUUCCAGAUCUGCUGGCGCUUCAUCUCACCUGCCAUCAUCUUUUUCAUCCUGGUCUUCACAGUGAUCCAGUACCGACCCAUCUCCUACAACGAGUACGUCUAUCCUACCUGGGCCAUCAGCAUUGGUUUCCUCAUGGCUCUUUCUUCGGUCAUCUGCAUCCCCAUCUAUGCCAUCUACAAAGUGUGCCACUCCGAGGGGGACACGCUACUGGAGCGCUUGAAAAAUGCAACCAAGGCAAGCAAGGACUGGGGCCCGGCGCUGGCAGAGCACCGCAGCGGGCGCUACGCCCCGGCAUUCAGCCCCUCCACCGAGUCCCACCUGGAGGUGCAGCCCCUGCACCCGGAGAAAGCACGGAACGAGGCUGCGGCUGCGUCCCCCGCGCAGGGCAGCAACGGCUCGGCUCACAGCCAGGACUCCAGACUGUGACCCCCCGCCGUCCCCACACCCCCUCUAACCCCUCCCGCGCGGUGACACUUUCGCACCUUCCGCUGGCGGAGCCUGGCUCCAGGCCGCACCGGAUGGCGGGGGGCUCUCAGCGACCGUCCCCGAGACCCCCGACCUCCUCUCCGGUUAACCCCCUCCCCUCCGUGGCGUUUGUUAACCCCCAUGUUUACGGUAACCUUCAUGUGCGAUGCUGGGACGAGAGAGGAGAGGGCACAGCCCCGGGAGGGCCGGGAGCCAGAGGCACUUUGCAGGGGACCGGCACCCUCAGGCCAUGCAGGUGGAGAGGGCACCGGGUGGGAAUGGGGACACUGUGGGGGCACUGUACGUGGGACAGGACACAAAUCUUCUGGGCUUGGUCCCACAGGGCCAUGGUGGCAUGGGGUGAUGCGGCAGGGACCCCCCAGCAGUGCAUGGAGCACAGGGGGGAACGAGGCGAGCACGCUGCCUGCACCAGCAGCACACGGUACAAGCACUUAGGCACGCGUGCGUGUGGGUGAGCACAUACCCCACGCACAUGGGCACGCACACUCAGUACCUGCAGCUGUGCAGGAGGCACACUGCAUUGCACACACGGGGUGAGCACAACCCCGCCCAUGCGGCACACCCCGUGCUGGGGGCUGCGGGUGUCCCAGCAAAGCUGGGUGCAGCCAUGGGAAGCGUGGGUGCCUGGUGGCCCCGCUGCCUGGCACGGGCUGGGGACCUUCCAUGGUGCUAAGGGGGAGCAGGGUGCACUGGCCCUCAGCUGCUGCUAGCAAGAGGUACCAGGGGAGGUGUGGAAGGCUGAGCCAGCCCGCUCGCUCCGAGCCAUCUUUUGGGUACGUUUUGUCCCCAACCAGUAUUAGUGGAGCAGGAUGCGCUGGGAAGGCCAGGCGAUAUUCAAUCUGUCUUCCAACUACAGCCAACGUGCUGUAGCUCUCGGUUUGGGGAAGGAUGGGACCCUUCCCACCCCAGCCGCUCCCCUGCCAGCCAGCGCCGUGCUCCCUGUGCCCUGAGACUCACACAGGGAUGCAGCACGGUGGGGAUAUGGCAAGGGGCAGCAGGGCACUGAGCCCCGGCAAGGAUGUUCCAGCUCCCGUGGCCCCGUCCCGAGCCCCCCCGUCAGCUGCGGCGGAGAGGCGCGGUUUCCUGCAUGGUGCCCAUGCCCUGCCCCACGUGUCACGACGCUACUGUUCACCUCUAAUUGUUAGCAAUAACGCGCGCGUCCCUGGGUAGCGCUGCCUGUGCCAGUGUCUCUCCCGGUGUAGACUUCUAAAGUAUCCUAGAUUUUAAUGAGAUUUAUAUUCCUG